AUGAAAAACGAGGUGGAGUGGGCGAACUGUUCUGUGCUUUCGUCAGCUGCUGGAGGUAGAGUGGACGAACUGUUCAGUGCUUUCGUCAGCUGCUGGGCACUGGUCAGCUGCCAGGUGUGGACACAAGACCAGCUUGACAACUUCGCCCAGACUCUGCAGGUCAGAUGGAAGGUCAAGGACAAUAUAGAAUUCGACAACAAAUACUUCGCGGAAGUGACCUUGACAAACAACGGGUCAUACACUCUGAGUAAAACCGGCCAAUGGAAUAUAUACCUCGACUGCAUCCGAAUGAUAGAACCCGAUGUCUUACCCCGACCAGAAGGGGUUGUCCUAGAGGGUCAAGGGGUCAAGGUCACCCAUUUGCAAGGUUCCCAUUUUCGACUUGAACCAACGGACGAGUUCCUUGACCUUCCGCCUAAUACAAGCAGGAAAAUAAAGUUUUAUGUGCAGUACUGGGAAGUUGCUAAAACAAGCAUUAUGCCGAACUGGUACCUGAUGGCACCGGGGUUGUCACCCAAGGUGAUAGAAAGCACUGUUGGGGAAGAUUUAUCUUUCGUUGAUGACUUCAUAAAACCGCAGCAGGUGAAACGAUACGGGGCGGACAAAUAUGCCCCCUUCACCCCCCAGGAGAGAUACAGACGGAACCACCUGACCCAUCCCGCUGACAACGGAGAAGUGAGGGUCAUCCCCAAGCCCCUGAAUAUGACGGUGGUCAAGGACCAGAGCUUGACCAUCAAUAACGGCACAUGGAGGCUGUAUGCUCUGGACGGCUUAUCUAACGAAGCCGAAUACUUCAAACAGAUGUCAAAUAUUGACCUCGGUGGAGCAAACAUAGGAAAUGACGUCAUACGCAUGCGCAUUGGCAACGUUGAUGUUCCCGAGGGAGGGAUCCCGAACAGCCCCGACGCGUACAGACUGACAGUAGAUGUCGGCAACCGAGUGAUUGAAAUCACGGGACAAGGAGCCUCGGGGGUGAUGUACGGAGCUCAGACCUUGCUCAGCCUCAUGUCUCAGAGGGGAAAUAUGAUUUACAAGAUGGACAUCACUGACUCGCCGAGAUACGCAUACAGGGGCCUCCAUUUUGACGUUGGACGGAACUUCCAUCCUAAAUCGGAAGUGCUAAGGCUGCUGGGUAAUAUGGUCAUGUACAAACUGAACAAGCUCCACCUUCACCUGUCUGAAGACGAGGGCUGGAGAUUGCAGAUUCCAGGGCUGGAGGAACUCACCCAGAUAGGUUCCAGGAGGUGCUUCGAUCUCACAGAAAUGACGUGCCUAUAUCCACAACUUGGUUCCGGUCCGACAGAUUCCACUUCCGGUUCCGGGUUUUACACAACAGACGACUACAGGGAAAUUCUACGAGAAGCAAACAGACUGCACAUUCAAGUCAUACCGGAAUUUGACAUGCCGGGGCAUUCCCGCGCCGCUGUGAAAUCAAUGGAAGCGAGGUUUAAGAUUCUCCAAGGUCAAGGCCGGGAGGAGGAAGGCCGGAAGUACCUCUUGGUUGAAGAAGGAGACACCUCAAGAUACAUCACUGCACAGAUGUUUACGGACAACUCAAUAAAUCCCUGUCUUGAGUCUACCUACACGUUCAUGGACCAUGUGCUUCGAGAGAUUGUGGCAUUACAUCAAGACAUUCAACCUCUGACUAUCUAUCACUACGGAGGUGAUGAGGUUGGUAGAGGGGCGUGGGUCAACUCCACAGCCUGCAAGACCCUGCUUGGCUCGGACACAGUGUCCACUGGGCAGGUCAAGGAAUACUUCUUCACACGUUUGGCCAAUCUGACGGUUGCGAGAGGUCUAAAUUUGGCAGUAUGGGAAGAUGGUAUCGUGAAACAGAAAAAUGACAUUUUUGACAGGAACCUGGCUGAGAACGAAGACGUGUACAGCUACGCCUGGGACAACAUAUGGGAGAACCUGAACGGAGGGAGGGCGUACGAAAUGGCCAACAAGGGCUACAAGGUCGUAAUGGCUCACGCCUCCCACCUCUACUUCGACCAUCCUUACGAGCCCGACCCAGAGGAAAGAGGCUAUUACUGGGCAACAAGAUACACUGACGCUAAGAAAUCUUUCAGCUUUACUCCCGAAAACCUCUACUCCUUGAUUAAAGUGAGACGGUCUGGAGUAGCCCUGAAGAGGGAGGAAGCGUGUGGAGUGAAUGACGAGAGUUGUCCCCCUUUGAAGAGACCAGAAAAUAUUGCCGGGCUCCAAGCUUGUUUAUGGAGCGAAACUUCCAGAACACAAGAACAUGUUGACUCACGACUUUUCCCUCGACUGCUCUCAUUGGCUGAGCGAGCGUGGCACAAAGCACCAUGGGAAGACGAGAGUGGGACCGAGGCCGGUCUGGCCGCCAUGACAGAAGACUGGGAAUCCUUCGCGAAACUGAUUGGUCGUUACGAACUUCGGCGUCUAGAAACUAACGGAGUUAAAUACCGACUUCCCCCUCCGGGAGCUGUGGAAGAGAAUGGGUUUCUGAAGGUGACCACAACCUACCCGGGUCUGACUGCCCAGUACAGCAAGGACGGCGGGAAUACGUGGUUUAAAGCUAACACCAACGUCUUGGUAAAACCCUGGGACACUCUGCAUCUCCGGACUAGAUCCACCAACAAACAGUGGUUCAGCCGGGUUGUAAAGCUUCAAGGACGCGAACCUCUGGCGAUGGUAGACCAGUCUGUCAUUGACUACAUGGCAGAAAACAUCACCCUCGGUUACUCAGUCUUGGACAACUUCCAGGAUGGCACCAGAACGUAUCUUGCAGAAGUCACUCUGAAGAACACAGGUUCAGAAGACGUGGUCAAGGGCAACUGGGGCAUCCAUUACUGCGGCAUCUACAUGGUGCCAGAUGACCAGCCAGAACUGAAGCUGCAACACAUGACAAUGAAACAUGUUAAAGGAUGCCUGUUUAAGAUGGAACCAACAAUUGAUUUUAAGCCACUGAAGUCGAACGAGGUGCGGAAAGUUAAGUUCCGGAUUCAGAACUGGUCCGUGUCCAAGACGGACAUGAUGCCAAACUGGUAUAUGUGGGCGGAAGGACUCAAGGCUCGCACUAUCGCCAGUACCAAGGGACCUGGGCUAGAGUUCGUGGGGGACUUUACUACAGUCAACCAAUGGAAGCGGUAUGACACUCCUGGUCUGAAAGACAGGUACGAUCCCUACACCCCUGCUGUAAGGUAUGGAAUGGCUCAGGACAUCACUGAUCUGGGAUCAUCACCACACCCCGUUAUUCCUACACCAGUUACCAUGGUGAUGGAUGAAAACCUUGAAAUGAUGAUGUCAGCGAUCAAAACCAUCACCACUGACCCCCUGUUCCAAGGUGACGCCGAUUUCCUCAAAGACGAACUCUCCAAGGGAGGCUACUCUAACAUCAGUGUCAGCACAUCAGCGCCACCACAACGUGGCUACAUCCAGCUACUUCAGAGAGACCCACAAGUCAUCAUCAACGGAAAAAUUACCUCAUCCCAAGAAGCAUACUCUCUGACAGUCGAUCCGGUCAAUGAAGUCAUCCAGAUUUGGUCUAAUUCGCCUGAAGGAAUCUUCUAUGGUAUACAGACCCUGCUCAGCCUGGCUCUCAAGUACAGCUCUGACGGGAGGAUGUACAAGAGCACCAUUGAGGACGCUCCUCGGUUCUCAUACAGGGGGAUGCAUUUAGACGUGAGCAGGAACUUCCAUGGGAAGGAGUCGGUGAUGAAACUGCUGGACGCCAUGGCUAGGUACAAACUAAACAGGUUCCACUUUCACCUGACGGACGACGAAGGCUGGAGGGUGGAAAUUCCAGAACUGGAGGAGCUCACUCAGGUUGGAGGUAAAAGAUGCCAUGAUAUUGAUGAAGAGAAAUGCGUCAUCAGCCAACUCGGGUCAGGUCCAGAUGCUUCAACUUCCGGGUCAGGAUUCUACACAGUCGAGGACUACAAAGAUAUUCUGCGAUACGCUAAGGCUCGCCAUAUUGAAGUAAUACCGGAAAUAGACUGUCCCGGUCAUGCGCAUGCAGCUAUAUUCGCCAUGCAAGCUAGACGACAGCGCCUUCUUGACAUCGGUGACCUUGAUAACGCCGACACGUACAGACUGGUCGACGUUGAUGACCCAUCGGAUUAUCUCUCCAUUCAAAUGUUUAAGGACAACGCCAUCAACCCGUGUAUUGAUUCAACUUACAAUUUUAUUAAAUACAUAGUUGAUAUGUUUGUUGACUUUCACAAAAACAUCAGUCCCCUGAAAACCUUCCAUUUUGGAGGUGAUGAAGUUGCUAAAGGCGCUUGGAAGAACUCGCCAGCUUGUCAGGCGCUGUUGAGAGCUAAUGUCAGUCUAAAGGAACACUUCACAAGGAAGGUCGCCAAUAUCACGAGUCUCCAGAACUUGAAUCUCGGAGGAUGGGAAGAUGGUCUCAUGGAGUCCGUGUUCGAACCCUUCAAUAAGGAACUCCUGGCUAAUGAGGACGUCUUGGCGUAUGCAUGGGACAACGUGUGGGAGUGGGGUGUUUCAACCCGAGCAUACAGAAUGGCUAACGCUGGAUAUAAGGUGGUCCUGGCGCAUGCAACCCACCUGUACUUUGACCACCCGUAUGAACCGGACCCAGAAGAGAGAGGGUACUACUGGGCCACCCGUUUCGCCGACACCUGGAAGACGUUUGGGUACAUGCCUGACACCGUGUACGAGAACGUGGACGUCCGACGCAGCGGUGACCCCAUGACGAAGGAGGAACUGUGCGGCAAGGACGGUAGCCAGUGUACACCUCUUACAAAACCGGAAAACAUUGUUGGAAUGCAAGGCCACUUGUGGAGCGAGACGGUCCGAACACAGGACAACCUGUUUUACAUGAUCUUCCCCAGAAUACUUGCUCUAGCGGAAAGGGCGUGGCACAAGGCAGCAUGGGAAGAUAUAAUGGAUGGGGAGACGCGAAACAGUGAAAAGCGGAAGGACUGGAUAAAUUUUGCAAACUCGUUAGGAUACCAGGAGUUACCUGCCCUUGAUAAACUGAACAUCACAUACCGGGUGCCGCCCCCUGGUGCAAGGAAUAAUAAUGGUCGGUUAAGUCUAAAGUCGCCAUUACCUGGCCUCGCUUUGGAAACAAGCACCGACGGCGGAAACAGCUGGCAGACAGCUUCAGCGGAAAUAACGGCCAAGCAGGGAGAGACAGUCCUCGUGGCGCUCAAAUCGGCUGACGGGAAGAGACGCGGGCGGGCGGUUACUGUCAGGGUACCCGGUAGUAUUACAGUAACGGGAUCAGGCGCAGAGAGCAGGAGAAAAUGUACACUAUUAACACUGAUCGUGUAUAUGCUUCACUUGAUAUACAUAUAUAUUGAGUAAUAUAUCACAAAAUAAUGUGUUUAUUGUUUCGGGUGUGUAAAGUACGGAGACCAAACACUGAACUCACCUUACACAGCUUAACGUUUGGUAGGGGUACUUACUGAGAUAACCGUUAAGAUCCGACCUUAAAGAGGUCUUCAGGAACCUAAGCUUGUCGUUAGAGGCAACUCGGGUUUUCAGGCUAGUUAACUAAGUUGAUGCAUGUCAUCAAUUCCCAACUGCGUUGAUCGAGGCUCAUGAUGGCUGUCACUACAGAGAGAGUUUAGUUUUACGCC
Haliotis rubra (blacklip abalone) is the source of this 5573-nucleotide messenger RNA. RefSeq lists its product as uncharacterized. The record is from RefSeq and is a predicted model, not a curated record. Gene Ontology annotation, molecular function: beta-N-acetylhexosaminidase activity; polysaccharide binding. The transcript has 18 exons. Gene Ontology annotation, biological process: carbohydrate metabolic process; ganglioside catabolic process; glycosaminoglycan metabolic process. The coding region runs from base 1 to 5298 and encodes 1765 amino acids. Gene Ontology annotation, cellular component: membrane. Lineage: Eukaryota; Metazoa; Mollusca; Gastropoda; Lepetellida; Haliotidae.